CAGCAGUAUGGGCACCAAAUAAUUUUCCUGUAGUUAUGGUAGAUAGAUAUAAACGCCUAUAUAUAACAGUCCUUUAAACCUCUCGCCUGUCUAUCAGACUCUCUCUCUCUCUCUCACACUCCCUCUCUCUCUUUUGGUGCGCAGGUUAAGGUACUGAGAGAGAGAACGCACCCCAAGACACUUAACCAAUGGAUCGCAAGUCCGUGUUUGGUAUAGCAUUCAUCUGCAUUGUCGUCGCCGGCGUCGGAGGUCAGUCCCCGGCGGCAUCUCCGACCACAACUCCAGCACCACCCACUACCCCCACCGCGCCAACAGCUUCUCCCCCCACUUCCACCCCAGCACCACCAACAGCUCCAGCUCCCAAAACCGCGCCCGCGGCUGCCCCACCUACCGUCGUCUCAUCUCCGCCCGUUUCAGCCCCACCACCGGCGACUCCUGCUCCAGUCUCAGCCCCACCACCGGCUACUCCUCCACCAGUCUCAGCCCCACCACCGGCUACUCCUCCACCUGUCUCAGCCCCACCACCGGCUACUCCUCCGCCGGUCUCAGCUCCACCGCUAGCUACUCCUCCUCCGGCGACCCCUCCGCCAGCUGUUCCUCCGCCGGCUGUUCCACCACCAUCACCGCUGGCUUCUCCGCCUGCUGCGGUUCCGGCGCCUGCUCCAAGCAAGAAGCCGAAGUCACCGGCGCUUUCUCCGGUGGGGUUGAGCCCUCCGGCGCCGCCGACGUCAUCACCGGCGCCAAGUGUCGGGGCUACUUCGCCUUCACCGACGUCUUCUCUUGAUCAGAGUGGAGUUGAGAAGUUAUGGUCGGUGGAGAAGAUGCUCGGGAGCUUGAUCGCUGGAUGCGCUUUCCUUUGUUUGCUGUUCUAAAUGGAGGUUUCCGACUCUCUAUUUUCUGUUCCAUUUAUUUCUUGUCGUGUUAGUAUUGGCCUUUAUUUUUAGCCUCUGGCGAUGGGACUAUACAUUUCUGCUGAAUUCUUUGUGAGAGAUUUUUUGUGGAGCUUUUGUAUUGAGGGGAGUUAUAUUUGAAUUAUUACUAUUAUUAUUGCCUUGUUUCUCUUC
Molecule: messenger RNA, 1064 nt
Organism: Rhododendron vialii
Lineage: Eukaryota; Viridiplantae; Streptophyta; Magnoliopsida; Ericales; Ericaceae
Product: classical arabinogalactan protein 9
Exons: 2
Coding region: 189-872 (227 amino acids)
Cellular component (GO): plasma membrane
Source: RefSeq, a predicted model, not a curated record